CUCGGGAAUUUUUUAGAAAUGAAAAUAUCUCGUUUUAAAAAGUCCCACAAAACCCUGGUGUUUUUCGCCUCCAAUUUCGACUAUCGGGAACCCUACCAAGUGCUCAUUGACGCCACCUUUUGCCAGGCAGCUCUGCAGCAAAAAAUUGGCAUAGAUGAACAGAUCAGGAAGUACUUUCAGUGUGGCGUUAAACUGUUGACCACCCAGUGCGUCAUCCUGGAGUCCGAAUCCUUGGGAGCACCGCUCACUGGAGCCACUUCGAUCGUCAAGCGAUUCCAUGUCCACAAAUGCGGACACGAGGGAAAACCAGUGGCAGCCGCCGAAUGCAUUAAAUCUAUGACCAAGGACAAUCGCUAUGUAGUAGCCUCCCAGGAUCGUCUGCUGCAGGAAAGUCUUCGCAAGAUUCCGGGACGUUGUCUACUGUAUCUGCACAAGGCCACGCCCGUUUUGGAAGCCCCAUCCAAAGCCUCCAAAAAGUGGGUGCAACGACGGGCCAAGAACUUGAUGCUUGGCAAACAGGUUGAGAAAAUCGACUAUAUGAAGGAGAAGCAGGGUCUUAAGCCAGCUGAAACUACGGACAAACCCAAGAAGCACAAAGGACCCAAGAACCCAAAUCCACUGUCCUGCAAGAAGAGCAAAAAAGAGAGAAAACCAGAGCUCAAGGGAGUCGAACAGACCACAAUAACCAAGGCGAAACGAAAACGGGUCAAGAUACCAGCUCAUGUCAAGGCAGCCUUGAAAGCAGAUUAGAUUAAAUUUCGUUUAAAGAGUAGAUAAAUAUAAGAUGAUGAAAAGUAAA
Molecule: messenger RNA, 799 nt
Organism: Drosophila takahashii
Lineage: Eukaryota; Metazoa; Arthropoda; Insecta; Diptera; Drosophilidae
Product: rRNA-processing protein UTP23 homolog
Cellular component (GO): nucleolus; small-subunit processome
Molecular function (GO): small ribosomal subunit rRNA binding
Source: RefSeq, a predicted model, not a curated record